AAAUGCAAGAUGACUAUCUAGCACCUGCAGAGCUACCCACAUCACCACCCCCCAGUAACAUCUCCGCUCCGGCAGACACCUAUCUACCGUCAGUCGAAACGAAAGCACGCGCCUCAUCAACGUUUGGCAUCGGCAAGGAGAUUGAGACAGCAAACUUAGGCGAGAGCAACCCGUACGCGUCACGCAAGGAGGCCAAUCCCUACGCCUCGCGUCAGCAGAUGAAACUCCCCAGUCCUCCGCCGGUAGGGCAGGAGAAUCCGUACCAGACGCGCAAGCAGACGCAACCGUUGCCCAAGGCGCCAGCGGAUUCGAAUCCGUACGCGUCACGGCAACAAGUGAAGCUGCCGCCGUUGCCCGACAAGCCCCCGGCACCAGUAGCACCCAUGGCACCCAUAGCACCGCGCGCUCCGGUCAACGACAAGAUUAUCAUCAACACGCAGGCCAUCUUUGUGCAGAAAGCCGAUGCGAAAUUCAAGUUUGAGCAGGUGUUUGUCGCUCUAUGGGACUACCAGCCGUCGGCAAGCGAUGAGCUCGGCUUCCGCCGUGGUGAUCUCCUGUACAUUGAGGAUAUCAUCCAGGACACGGACUGGUGGGUAGGAAGGAAGAAGAGUGCGUACGAUGAAGACACGUUCACUGGUGAUCGGGGGCUGCUCGUGUCCACGUAUGUAUCGCCAGCGUACGAGAAGCUAAUCUGACGUUCUGGCACGCCGCAGACUGACUCUGUGAAUAUGCUGGAAAUGAUAGUAAUAGUUACAGUUCGUAUGUCACUCAUGGUAUGAUCCAUGGGCUCAAUGCAUCUGCCAAUGAAAUCCAGGCAGAAGAUCCAGGCAGAAGGCCGGCAAGCACAUGUUAAACUCUGUGGCGGUGUGGGAUAACUCCGAGCGGCGGCAUAACGGUGUUGUGUGCGUGUGUUAGGUCAUGACGAAUGGCUGAGUGACUGGAGCUGUUUGUUUGGGAGCAUCGCCAACUGGAUCUGUUUGUCUGCUGGAUCUGUUCGUAUCGAGUGCUGGACAUACGAGUGCUGGACAUUCGAGUGCUGGACAUACGAGUACAUGUACUAGCUGUUAGCUGCCAUCCUCCAAUGAUACUGUCAGUUUUCCAUGGACCCAUAGACAGCACACGAUGGUGAACAAUUCUAUACAUGCAGCUGUGAAACGUUGCACUGUCUGCUCUGCUACAAAGGACUUGAUAACAGUAAAACGUGCAUCGUGUCGGACAUGACUCUCUCGGAUAGCCACAUGACUAAGUAUAAUAUAUUCCGCAUGGACAAGCGCUUACUUGAACAUGUGUGUGUGCUGCAUGUGCCCGCUCACACACAUAAACAUACACACGUAGAUAUUGGUUGUAGAAGAUAACAACCCGUUAGCCGUUGCCGAGCACAAGUUUCUUUCCGGUUCAUUAUUUACACCAUAGAUCGUUACACAGAACAGUUAGGGGCGAGGCUAGUUGCUUGAAACUCGCCCCGCACAGAGGACAGUCGCAAACUACGUUAGAUUUUUAGAGAUAGUAUUUUUUUAACUUAACGACCGCAGCCAGCUGUAGCCAACUUGAUCUUGUUUACCCUGCGGAGAUUCGGUCUCCAUUUUGCUGCUUCAGCUGUCAUGAUUGCCCUGUUCUCAGAGCACUAGCACUAGCAGUCAAGACAUAAUACCACUGCAGGCCUGCUAGGUGUAUGUGUGUUGUUGAGCUAACAAUCUGCUCGCUUUCACUUCCUUCCGCACGUCUUUUUGGUUUAUCUUCCUGUCACGGUGCAGUUUUGCUCCAGUUUCUUCUUGCUUCCGUGUAGUAUACUCAUAGAGAGGAAGAGCACUGCGCAAGAGAGUGCAUGGUUUAUGGUUUUAAGUUUGGAACGGUUGUAGCAAUGUUGCGGUGAGCUGUUGA
Messenger RNA from Sycon ciliatum, 1881 nucleotides. RefSeq lists its product as uncharacterized. Lineage: Eukaryota; Metazoa; Porifera; Calcarea; Leucosolenida; Sycettidae. Gene Ontology annotation, cellular component: cytoplasm; plasma membrane. The record is from RefSeq and is a predicted model, not a curated record. Gene Ontology annotation, molecular function: protein binding.